AUGUUUAAACAAUCAAUUAAAUCAAUUAUUAACUAUCAAGGAAGAGUUGCUACUUGUAACUUGAUAAAGUCUACUAGUAGUAGUAGUAGUUUUGGUUACUCAAAGUCAUCUUAUUCUUCUUCAUCUUCAUCAUCAUAUGUAACAUCUGAUAAAAUGAAAGAUAAAGUUUGUUUUGUUACAGGUGGUGCCGCUGGUAUUGGUUUGGGUGUUGUUGAAAGAUUUGUAAAAGAAGGAGCCAAAGUAGCAAUUGUAGAUUUAAAUGGAGAAUUGGCAACCAAAGUAUCAAAUGAGAUUAAUCAAAAGUAUCCAAACUCUACUAUUCCAGUACAAGUUGAUAUCUCUCAAGACAAGGAUGUUAAACGUGGUAUUGAAGAUACUGUUGCCAAGUUUGGUGGAUUGGAUGUUGUAGUGUCAAAUGCUGGAUUCCAACAUAUUCAAGCCAUCGAUGAAUUGGAAUUGGAUAAUUGGAAGAAAAUGUUGGGUGUUCAUUUGGAUGGUAGUUUUCUUUGUGCAAAGUAUGGUAUCAAGGAGUUUAAAAAAGAUAUUAAGCGUGGUGGAUCAAUCAUCUUUAUGGGUAGUGUUCAUAGCAAGUAUGCUUCAGAUCUCAAAUCACCAUACGUCACUGCCAAACAUGGUCUUGAAGGUCUAACUCGUUCAGUGGCUCGUGAAGGUGCAAAGUACAAUGUCAAAUCAAAUCUAAUCUGUCCUGGAUUUGUUAGAACCGCUCUUGUUGAACGACAAAUCCCAGAAAUCUCCAAAAGACUUUCAAUCUCUGAAGAAGAUGUCAUUAAAACAAUCAUGCUCAAAGAUACCGUCGACGGUGAAUUUACAACCGUUCAAGAUGUUGCCGAAGUUGCCGUAUUCUUUGCUUCAAUGCCAAAUAAAUCUUUAACUGGUCAAUCUUUAAUUGUUAGUCAUGGUUGGAUUAUGGAAUAA
This is a messenger RNA of Cavenderia fasciculata, 936 nucleotides long. RefSeq names its product Beta-hydroxybutyrate dehydrogenase. Gene Ontology annotation, molecular function: oxidoreductase activity. The transcript has 2 exons. Lineage: Eukaryota; Evosea; Eumycetozoa; Acytosteliales; Cavenderiaceae. The coding region runs from base 1 to 936 and encodes 311 amino acids. The record is from RefSeq and is a predicted model, not a curated record.